Molecule: messenger RNA, 706 nt
Organism: Oryzias melastigma (Indian medaka)
Lineage: Eukaryota; Metazoa; Chordata; Actinopteri; Beloniformes; Adrianichthyidae
Gene: lamtor3
Product: late endosomal/lysosomal adaptor, MAPK and MTOR activator 3
Exons: 6
Coding region: 216-590 (124 amino acids)
Biological process (GO): positive regulation of TOR signaling; cellular response to amino acid stimulus
Cellular component (GO): Ragulator complex
Source: RefSeq, a predicted model, not a curated record
CACACAGUCUAAAACUCAGAGGAGAAGAAGAACAGUCACGUGACUGCAGCUCCUGAGUCCCGAGGAGUUCACAGACAGAUCAGCUGAUUGUGUGUUGGACCGUCUGGACAAAGUUCGGUUCGGACGGGCUUGUCGUGUUGUGGACGCGGAGCCUGCGGUUCUCCUGAGCUCCUGAAGGACCCGCUGUGUUCGUUUCUUCCUCCCUAGGAGCUCCCAUGGCGGACGAUCUGAAGAGGUUUCUGUACAAACAGAUGCAAAGUGUUGACGGGCUUCAUGCCAUCGUGGUGACGGACCGAGACGGCGUCCCGGUAAUCAAAGUUGCCAACGACAACGCUCCGGUGCACGCGCUCAGACCAGGCUUUUUGUCCACGUUCGCUCUGGCCACGGAUCAGGGCAGCAAGCUGGGCCUCUCCAAGAACAAGAGCAUCAUCUGCUACUACAACACCUACCAGAUCGUGCAGUUCAACCGCCUGCCACUAGUCGUCAGCUUCAUCGCCAGCUGCAGUGCAAACACAGGCCUCAUCAUGACUCUGGAGAAGGAGCUGUCUUCUCUGAUGGAUGAGCUGAGGCAGGUGGUGGAGGUCACGUAAAGUCCCAUGAUGCUUUGCUGAGAAAACCCAUCUGCAGUUCCUACCGCUGGAAUCUUCCCCUCUGUCCUGCUUUCUGAUUUCUUUGAAUCCUGAAUAAAAGCUUUUCCACAUCAGGA